GGAUUUAACUGUAAUCAGCCAUUGUUGCAGAGACCCUAUUAUGUUGACAAAAUGUUUCUGAAGGCAGUUUCAUUUUUUCAAAUGAUGAGCCACUUUGUUAUGCACAAAACAGACUAGACAACAAGAAUUACUUACAGCUGACGUUCCUGUAUUUAGAGGAUACAAAGGUCAAGAAAAUAUAACUGGUUUAUUGGUGGAACUUUGGUCCUUCAUUUCCACAGCAGGUUAAACGGAAGUGAAAGAUUUCUUUGUUGUUCAGAUCCAAAACGCUGAGCUGAAAGCAAACACCAUGUUCAGGUUUUCUCUAAUAGUCUGUGUUUCUCUAAUAUUUGGCAUCACAGCAAAGCCAUAUAAACCCUGGAGUAAAUUUACAGAUGAAGCAUUCAAGGAUACUGUUAUGUCUAUAGAUGACAAUGGAAAGAUGUCCUGGGGAGUGGAAGUGGAGCCUCCAGAGGACAUGGAUGAGACUCACUAUGACAUAGACCCUCGCAUGAUGAUUUGGAAGAGUAUGGCAGGCAGUGGAAAGGACAAACAGCCCCUGAAGGCUGAAGAAGACUUGGAUGAGCUGUACCACCCUUCAAUGGCUGACCUCCUCAACGUUCAAAUCCAUAACCUGGAUGCCCUCCCUGCUGCCGACAUCCAGGCAGAGCCCUCGCAGGAAGAUGCCAACAGCAAGUACAAUCAGGAACCAGAGGAGGAUAAAGAUGACAUCGACCACUCUGUUUUCAGUAAGGUGGCCUCAGAAGAACCUGAGCAGGACUGGGAUAAAGUCUACCACAAAGCGAGGGAGGAGCUGGAUGUGUAUCUGGCCCCACUAGUGGCUGGAUACAAAGCUGGUGCAGAGGUUCGCGUUGCACACUCUGAACCAGAGAAGGAUGAGGACGAGCUGUAUCAUCGCCACGACCGGCACUCGCCUGUGCAGAUGGAGCCGCUGAAACGUGAGGUCAGAGUUCACCUUCAACCAGAGGAGGACAUGGACGACCUGUACCACAACGAUCUCCUGAAGCCCAUCCCUUACCAAGGUGAUACUAAAGCUGCAGCUCCUGUUGAUCUGCCAUCUCAGAGGAAGCACAGCGAACCAGAGGAAGAUCUGGAUGAUCUCUACCACCAGUGAUCCUUCAACAACAGCUCAACCUGUGUAGAUCCUUAUCAUGUCAAAUCAAACAUAAACGAUACUUGCAGCAGGUAAAGAAAACAGGCGUGUCAUUUGACUCCAUUAAACUGUCAUCAGUAACAAUGAACACAUCUGAGUGUCACUCAUAUGUAUCUUGAUGAUAAAGAUACUUUAAACACA
Molecule: messenger RNA, 1294 nt
Organism: Siniperca chuatsi (mandarin fish)
Lineage: Eukaryota; Metazoa; Chordata; Actinopteri; Centrarchiformes; Sinipercidae
Exons: 4
Coding region: 290-1114 (274 amino acids)
Source: RefSeq, a predicted model, not a curated record